GAUAAUUUUGUCUGCCAUCUUCGGUUCCACUGUUGAUGGAAUUUCUAUAGAAACAACACACGCAUUAAGCCUCAAUUGACUUGCAAAACCUACCAUUCCUAUCAAGGAUACAGCUUUUCUCUCUCUCAAUUAUACAGAUUAUAUAUAGAUUGACUAGAAGAAGAAGAAGAAACGUUAAUCUUUACCAGGCUCGAAAAUCCUUAAAAACCCAGCUGUUUCAGUUUUGGUUGUGCAGGUGAUCUGAGAUUGGUUAGUGGAUUGCCAUGUCAGUGAGACUUAGGUCUUCCGCCUUGUGGCAUACUAAAGUUUCUUUGAAAUAGUAGCAUGGAGAAGAAAAUAAUAGAUGACUAUGAACCAGGGCCACUUCCUUCGCCAAGAAAGAUGGAUAGAUUUGGUUUUCUAAAGCAAGAGAUUAAUAAUCCUCCUGAUGGUUUAGCCAAGGGAAGGGAGGAAAGAAGGGUAAGAAAAUGGAGGAAGAUGAUUGGGGUUGGAGGGAGUGAUUGGAAGCAUUAUGUUCGAAGAAAACCUCAUGUUGUUAAGAGGCGCAUAAGGAAAGGAAUCCCUGACUGUUUAAGGGGUCUUGUUUGGCAGUUGAUUUCUGGAAGUCGAGACCUUUUACUGAUGAACCCUGGGGUUUAUGAGCAACUAGUUAUAUACGAGACAUCAGCAUCAGAGCUGGAUAUAAUUCGUGAUAUUUCUCGGACCUUCCCUUCACAUGUUUUCUUCCAGCAGAGACAUGGUCCAGGUCAAAGGUCUCUCUACAAUGUUUUGAAGGCUUACUCUGUGUAUGAUAGAGAUGUUGGAUAUGUUCAGGGUAUGGGGUUUUUAGCUGGUUUGCUACUCCUUUAUAUGAGUGAAGAGGAUGCAUUUUGGUUGUUGGUUGCAUUGCUGAAAGGAGCAGUCCAUGCUCCAAUGGAAGGAUUGUAUCAGGUGGGUCUGCCUCUUGUUCAACAAUAUUUGUGUCUGUUUGACCGCUUGAUGAAGGAGCAUAUGCCAAAACUAGGAGAGCAUUUUACCCAAGAAAUGAUAAAUCCUAGCAUGUAUGCAAGCCAGUGGUUUAUAACUGUUUUCUCAUACUCUUUUCCAUUCCACUUGGCUCUUCGAAUUUGGGAUGUCUUCCUGUACGAGGGUGUUAAAAUUGUUUUCAAAGUGGGUCUGGCUCUGUUAAAAUAUCGCCAUGAUGACUUGGUCAAAUUGCCCUUUGAAAAACUUAUACAUGCUUUGCGUAAUUUCCCCGAUGAUGCAAUGGAUCCAGAUACAUUAUUACCUAUGGCGUACUCCAUCAAGGUGUCCAGGCGAUUGGAAGAACUGAAACAGGAGUAUAACAAGAAGGAUGGAAAGCCAAGUCUGUCUAUAGAAAUUAAGGGGAAUCAAAAGCAGGUGCAAUGAAGGUUUUUCUCUUCUUUCGUGGGAGAAAAACCUUGAGUUAUUCAUACAUUUUGAUUCUUUUAUUCUUUUGUCUGGAACCAUCUUAUAGUUUGAAAAUAUGUACAUCAAGUGUGGACUUCUGUCAUGGCUUUGAUUGUUCAUAGCUGCUUGGUGAAGUUGAAAUGUCCAUGGAACUUUAGGGUGACACAAGUGGUCACCUCUAGUCAUCUCCUACUAGGAUGGGAUUCUCUUUUUAAUUGUAAUCUAUUAACUAUGAUAGUGAUAAAGAUGAUGACUAGAUUUGGUGCCUUUUCAGCAAUGAUUACGUAUAAUUUCUGUAUAA
Messenger RNA from Populus trichocarpa (black cottonwood), 1711 nucleotides. RefSeq lists its product as uncharacterized. Lineage: Eukaryota; Viridiplantae; Streptophyta; Magnoliopsida; Malpighiales; Salicaceae. The coding region runs from base 325 to 1389 and encodes 354 amino acids. The record is from RefSeq and is a predicted model, not a curated record. The transcript is spliced from 9 exons.